Molecule: messenger RNA, 2457 nt
Organism: Letharia columbiana
Lineage: Eukaryota; Fungi; Ascomycota; Lecanoromycetes; Lecanorales; Parmeliaceae
Exons: 4
Coding region: 1-2457 (818 amino acids)
Biological process (GO): DNA strand elongation involved in DNA replication; DNA replication initiation; double-strand break repair via break-induced replication
Cellular component (GO): nucleus; MCM complex
Molecular function (GO): ATP binding; single-stranded DNA binding; ATP hydrolysis activity
Source: RefSeq, a predicted model, not a curated record
AUGGCGCUUCUCACCUUCCGAUCGCCCGUGGACUACGCUGCACAACAAACUGCCUUCGAGGACUUCCUACUGAACUACAAAUCUACGCAAACCGACCUAGACCUCGCAGCGACUGACGCCUUUCAAGAUCUCAACAUUGACGGAGAUGGCACGAGCGAUGAGUACGACUUUAUGGAUGAUGUGGUAGAUGGGAAGGCAGCCCGGCAUGCUGGGCAGCAUAUAGAGCCUAAGAGAAAAUACAUGGAUAUGCUACAGAAGGUGGCAGAUCGACAGAUAGGGGAAGUAACAAUAGAGCUGGACGAUUUGGACAAUUAUGAGAAAAGCUUUGGUGAGGAGGGUACGGGCUUACGAUUAGUCGACUCGAUCGAAAAGAAUGCGAAACAUUACAUCGACGUUCUAUCGCAUGCAGUGGACAAAGUAAUGCCGAAAGAGACGAAGGAGAUUUCAUUCAAAGACGAUGUGCUUGAUAUCAUCAUGUCGCAGCGUGAGAAGAGGAACGAGAGCGUGAUGCUGGCAGCAGAUAAUGAGCUCGACCCUUCGCAGCCUGAAGCAAUAUUUCCUGCUGAGCUUACACGACGAUACACUUUGGUUUUCAGACCAAUCAGUCCUGCCGGAUCGGAUAGCGACAGAAAUACAAAGGCGCUUGCUGUUCGGAAUGUGCGAGGAGAGCAUCUAGGCCAUCUUAUCACUGUUAGAGGUAUCACGACUAGGGUUUCUGACGUAAAACCCUCCGUACAAGUCAACGCGUACACCUGUGAUCGAUGUGGAUGCGAGAUAUUUCAGCCUGUCACCUCAAAGCAAUUUACCCCAAUGACGGAAUGUCCCUCAGAUGAAUGCAAGCAGAACAACUCCAAGGGUCAACUAUUCCUAUCAACGCGGGCAUCGAAAUUUCUGCCUUUCCAAGAAGUUAAGAUACAGGAAAUGGCUGAUCAAGUACCUGUUGGCCAUAUCCCUCGGACACUAACCGUUCAUUGUCAUGGAACCUUGACGAGACAGAUCAACCCUGGCGAUGUCAUUGAUGUGGCGGGAAUCUUCCUCCCAACGCCGUACACAGGCUUCAAAGCUAUCCGUGCUGGUCUUCUGACAGAUACCUACCUCGAGGCUCAACAUGUCAAUCAACACAAAAAGGCAUACGAUGAUCUGGUCUUUGAUGCCAAGACGUUCCGAAGAAUCGAGCAAUACAAGCAUUCAGGUCACAUGUACGAGUACCUCUCGAGGUCCAUCGCUCCGGAAAUCUAUGGUCAUCAAGAUGUGAAGAAGGCGCUUUUACUGCUCCUGAUCGGCGGUGUCACCAAAGAAAUGGGCGACGGAAUGCGAAUACGUGGAGACAUCAACAUCUGCCUUAUGGGUGAUCCUGGUGUGGCUAAAUCUCAACUUCUCAAGUACAUCACCAAAGUAGCUCCUCGGGGUGUUUACACUACCGGACGUGGAAGCAGCGGUGUCGGACUGACAGCAGCCGUCAUGCGAGAUCCAGUCACAGACGAGAUGGUGCUGGAAGGAGGUGCUCUAGUCCUGGCAGACAACGGUAUCUGCUGUAUCGAUGAAUUCGAUAAGAUGGACGAUGGAGACCGAACAGCCAUCCACGAAGUCAUGGAACAACAGACAAUCUCGAUCUCAAAAGCUGGCAUCACAACGUCCCUCAAUGCUCGGACAUCAAUCCUCGCCGCAGCCAAUCCCCUCUAUGGCCGCUACAACCCACGAAUCUCUCCCGUGGAAAACAUCAAUCUUCCCGCCGCACUCCUUUCACGUUUUGAUGUUCUCUUCCUCAUGCUUGACCAGCCCAGUCGCGAGUCGGACGAAGAGCUAGCCCAACAUGUGACCUAUGUCCACAUGAACAACAAGCAUCCAGAAACCACGGGCGUGAUCUUCACUCCUCACGAAGUUCGCCAGUACAUUGCUCAAGCUCGAAGUUGGCGGCCAACGGUGCCCAAGGAGGUUUCGGAGUACAUGGUUGGCGCAUACGUGCGUAUGCGCCAACAGCAGAAACGUGAUGAAGGUGGCCAGAAGCAUUUCACCCACACCUCGCCUCGCACACUUCUAGGUGUCCUUCGACUCUCGCAAGCAUUGGCUCGACUACGCUUCUCUUCACAAGUUGUCACUGACGAUGUUGACGAGGCUUUACGACUGGUAGAAGUCAGCAAAGCAAGCUUGUACAACGACUCAAGAGGAGCGGCUGAUCAAAGCCCAAGCAGCAAGAUUUACAAUCUUGUCAGGGCGAUGAAGGAUAGUGGGGCGGCGGCUAUCGGAGAUGGGAGUAGAGGAGAGUUGAGCAUUAAGAAGGUCAGGGAAAGAAUUAUUGCGAAAGGUUUCACGGAGGAUCAGUUCAGCCAGGCGUUGGAUGAGUAUGCUUUGCUUGACGUAUGGCAAACGGCUGCGGAAGGUACUCGUCUUGUUUUCAUCGAGUCUGGAGAUGCUGAUGGGGACAUGGACAUGGAUGGAGACGAUGAUAUGUUCUAG